GUGGGGCAACGCUGGGCAGUAACCAUGGAGACACUGCUGGUGCUGGUGGUGCUGCUGGGCCUGGUGGGGUGCCCCACCAUCCCUGAUGAUGACUCCAGGCCGCUUCAUAUCACUGGCAUGUGGGUGACAGUGCCACGACAACUGAGGCCCCGGGCUACCACCAACCCCCUGACUAUCUCCUACUGGCUGGAGGUGGAAGGACGGCCACAGGUCCUGCGCCUGCGGCCCAGGAAGGGCCUGGCCUCCCGGCCUUUCCAUUUGGUCACCUACGGUGAGGAUGGAGCACGCCGGGAGGAGCACGUCUAUGUGCAAGACAACUGCUUCUACCAAGGUGAGGUGAUGGGAAGUCCUGGCUCCCUGGUGGCCCUCGGCACCUGUGACAGGGGCCUCCGUGGAGUGCUCUGGAUGGAAGGAAGCACCUAUGAGAUCGAGCCCAUCACUGAUAAUCCAUCAUUUAAGCACAUGCUCUACCGCAUGGAGGCAGAGAGUGUGCCUAUGGGCCCCUCGUGCGGGCUGACCCCGGAGGAGCUGCAGUACCAAAAGUCUGUGCUGCCCUGGCUUCAGUCUCCUCGAACAGAGGAUAAGUACACGCUGAAGUACUGGUGGACACACACCAGGUACGUGAAGUUAGUAGUGGUUGUGGACAACGUGCGGUUUGAGAGGUCAGAUAGGAAUGAAUCCAGAGUCUUGAGGCAAGUCCUAGAAAUCAUCAACAUUGGGGACUCUCUGUAUGACCAGCUUUCUGUACAACUGUACCUUGUGGGACUGGAGAUCUGGACCAAAAGCAAUCCUAUAAACAUUACUAACUCUGUAAACAAGGCACUUGCAGACUUUAACAGAUGGCGAAAAUCAGACCUGUAUCCACGAUUGCAGCACGACACCGCUCACUUAUUUGCAUUUCAGGGCUUUGGAAAAAGCCUGGGAUUGGCGUAUCUGGGGUCCAUAUGUGACAGGCAGUGGUCAGCAGCAGUUGAUUCCUACACCAACCGGAGGCUGUCUUCAUUUAUUGUCACAUUUGUCCACGAGCUGGGCCAUAAUCUUGGGAUGCGCCACGAUGAACGGCACUGCAACUGUAGGCGGAGGAGGUGCAUUAUGUACGAAAGCGAAUCCGACACCGACUCAUUCAGUGACUGCAGUUACAAAGACUACUUUGACCUGCUUGGGACUGGUGGUACCUGCCUGCGUCAACCACCAGCACAUGGCACUUACUACACUUUAGGUAGUAAGGGUGAAUACUGUGGGAAUAAGAUAGUAGAAAGCGGAGAGCAGUGUGACUGUGGUUCAAAAUCAGAAUGCAGAAGAGAUCCUUGUUGUCACCCUAACUGCACGUUGACUGAAGGUUCAGUUUGUGCUUCUGGGACAUGCUGCAAGGGCUGUCAGAUGCGUCCAGCAGGAACACUCUGCAGAGCGCGUACCGAUGAGUGCGACCUGCCGGAGUACUGCAACGGGACCUCCCCUCUGUGCAGUCCAGACCUGUAUGUGCAAGAUGGAACCCCUUGCAACGACGAUUCCUACUGCUAUAAAGGAAAAUGUUCUUCCCACAGAAAACAGUGCCAGUAUCUUUUUGGCAAACAAGCCAGGCCUGCUCCUUUUGAGUGCUUCAAAGAAGUGAAUACUCGAGGUGACCGUUUUGGAAACUGUGGCAUUCGUAACAACAUUCAUUAUACUAAGUGCAGUGUUGAAGAUGCCUUAUGUGGUAGGCUACAGUGUGAAAACAUACGCAAGUCGCUCCCUUUGCAGAACCACAUAACAGUCAUCCAAACCCCGGCCGGAGGUAAAAAGUGUUGGGGUCUUGAAUAUCACGUAGGGAUGCCUACAGGUGACAUGGGGGCUGUGGAAGAAGGUUCGACGUGUGGCAGCGACAAGAUUUGUAUUGAAAGGACGUGUACCAAUAUUUCAGUGCUGAAUUACGAUUGUAACGUAACAAAGUGCCAUGGCAGAGGAGUGUGUAACAACCUGAAGCACUGUCACUGCAACUACGGUUGGGCUCCUCCAGACUGUGAGCAGGAAGGAUUUGGAGGUAGCAUUGACAGCGGACCCCCCCCAUCGGAGUUUUUUCGGAGAUUAAGAAUAGGUUUAAUUGGCUUUUUUCUCCCUUUUGUCCUCGGAGGUAUUCUUGCCAUAUACAAUAAGAGGAAAAUAUGGGCACAGCGUAUGAGGGAAAGGCGUGAAUCCACAGAAAGAAGCUAGUGGUUGUUUGAAAUAUUGCAAAUGCCAGUAGCUGCUACAGAACAACUACUGCUGAGACAGAAUCUACUGCCGUGCACUUUGCAAAGACCAAUAAAGCUGUGGCUUUGGAUGCUCAUAGGAAAGUCUCCGGUAGCCAUUGUGCAGAGCCAGCUGGUACCUUAUCCAAAUAAUUCAGCACAUUCGGAGUUGUUAUAGUCUAAUGCAACGUUAUUAAACAGAUUGUUAUCUUUAAGUUAAUAAAUGCAGGCAAUAAGGUA
Coturnix japonica (Japanese quail) is the source of this 2447-nucleotide messenger RNA. RefSeq names its product ADAM metallopeptidase domain 20 (gene ADAM20). The record is from RefSeq and is a predicted model, not a curated record. Gene Ontology annotation, molecular function: metalloendopeptidase activity. Gene Ontology annotation, biological process: male gonad development; proteolysis. NCBI's taxonomy places the organism in Eukaryota, Metazoa, Chordata, Aves, Galliformes, Phasianidae. Gene Ontology annotation, cellular component: sperm head plasma membrane; plasma membrane; external side of plasma membrane.